CCGUCACAACAGUCAGUCUGGUGCUGCAGCAGCAGAGAGACAACAUCAGCAUCAGUAUGGCUGUGGAGAUGGAGCCCGCGGAUGUGAUCCGUCUGAUAAUGCAGUACCUCAAAGAGAACAACCUCUACCGGACGCUGACCACGUUACAGGAGGAAACCACCGUCUCCCUCAACACAGUGGAAAGCAUCGAAAGCUUUAUUGCAGAUAUAAACAAGGGUCACUGGGACUCUGUCCUGCUGGCUAUUGAAUCUCUCAAGUUGCCUGACAACAUACUUAUUGACCUUUAUGAGCAGGUUGUUAUGGAGCUCAUUGAAAUGAGGGAGGUGGGCGCAGCUCGCUCGCUCCUCAGGCAAACCGACCCGAUGAUCAUGCUGAAGCAGACCCAGCCAGAAAGGUACGGCCACCUGGAGAACCUGCUAACCUGUUCCUACUUUGACCCUCGUGAGGCGUACCCAAAAGGAAGCAGCAAGGAGAAGCGGCGCAGAGCCAUAGCUGAGGCUCUGGUGAGGGAGGUCAGCGUGGUGCCCCCCUCCCGCCUCAUAGGACUCCUGGAACAAGUUGGUUCUAUGAAACUACAGCAGUAUACAGAUCACCUCUCCCCUGAUAUGACCAUUGAUACAUCUGCCUGCAAAGAGAAAUAUGUGGAGAAAGAGACCUUUCCAAACCAGCUGUACCGCCACAUCAAGUUUGGGCGGCGGUCACACGUGGAAUGUGCCCGUUUCUCACCCGAUGGAAAGUAUUUAAUUACGGGGUCAGUAGAUGGCUUUAUUGAGGUCUGGAACUUCAACAGUGGAAAAAUUAGCAAGGAUUUAAAAUAUCAGGCCCAAGACAGCUUCAUGAUGAUGGAUGAUGCUGUGCUGUGCAUGUGCUUCAGUCAGGAUACAGAUCUACUGGCUACUGGAGCUCAGAAUGGCAAAAUAAAGGUGUGGAAGAUCCAGAGCGGCUUGUGUAUGCGUAGGUUUGAGCAUGCUCACAACAAAGGCGUGGCCUGUCUGGGCUUUUCCAAAGACGGCAACCAGAUCCUCAGUGCCUCCUUCGACCACACCAUCAGAGUCCAUGAGCUGAAGUCAGGCAAGACGCUAAAGGAGUUAAAUGGCCAUUCAUCAUUCGUAAACGAUGUGUUCUUCACUCAAGAUGGAUUUCACAUCAUCAGCGCCUCAUCAGAUGGCACUGUGAAGAUUUGGAACACAAAAUCCUGUGAGUGCAUCCACACUUUUAAAUGUCUGUCGAGGACACUGGAUGUCCCCGUCAACAACGUGAUCCCUCUCCCCCAGAAUCCAGAGCACUUUGUGGUUUGUAACCACUCCAACGCUGUGGUCGUCAUGAGCAUGCAUGGCCAGACUGUGAAGACCUUCAGUUCAGACAGAAAAAGAGCAGACUUUGUGUGUUGCACCCUGUCACCCCGCGGGGAGUGGAUUUACUGUGUGGGGGAGGACUUAGUGCUCUACUGCUUCAGCUAUACAACAGGAAGGCUGGAGAAAACGCUGACUGUUCACGAGAAAGACGUAAUUGGCAUCACUCACCACCCACAUGAGAAUCUGAUUGCCACGUACAGUGAAGACGGUCUGCUGAGGCUAUGGAAGCCUUAAAGUGUCACCUGCAUUAUAUUGUGGAGGACCUACACAGCUGUUGACAUGGUGUAUUAAAAUCUAUUUGUGCCAUGAAAAUGCUUUGAAAAAACAAUCAAUGAAUAUGAAAAAACCACCUUUAAAUUAUAAAUAAAUUUACCAAUCAAAGUUUUCCCCCCCACUUUAAAGGAUUCUGUAUGUUGGUUUCUUUUUUUUUAAAAUUCCUUGUGGAAAAUUUAAGGUAAGAAUGCCAAUAUUUAUGUUUUCUUUAAGUCAGCAA
Messenger RNA from Pundamilia nyererei, 1848 nucleotides. Its product is annotated as SMU1 DNA replication regulator and spliceosomal factor. The coding region runs from base 57 to 1589 and encodes 510 amino acids. The transcript has 12 exons. Gene Ontology annotation, biological process: mRNA splicing, via spliceosome. The record is from RefSeq and is a predicted model, not a curated record. NCBI's taxonomy places the organism in Eukaryota, Metazoa, Chordata, Actinopteri, Cichliformes, Cichlidae. Gene Ontology annotation, molecular function: protein binding.